This is a messenger RNA of Fomitiporia mediterranea MF3/22, 645 nucleotides long. RefSeq lists its product as uncharacterized. The record is from RefSeq and is a predicted model, not a curated record. Lineage: Eukaryota; Fungi; Basidiomycota; Agaricomycetes; Hymenochaetales; Hymenochaetaceae. The transcript is spliced from 3 exons. The coding region runs from base 1 to 645 and encodes 214 amino acids.
AUGCUCAUAAGACGAUGCUCCCUUCUCCCCUCAUGCUGCACUGACGGUAAACCGCAUCUACGUCUUCAGACACUCUCUCCUUUCAUCCUUGUUUGUGCGUACUGGGUUCGACCUAUGAAUCGGAUAACGAGGAAAUCGCAUACGGGAAUGAAGAUUAAACCUCCCCGGGGGUUGUUAAGACGAUUCAGCAGUGCACGGAAUCGGUUCAACCAGAGGCUGUCCGAAGAUUGUCUCGACCCUACUAUUGAUCCACCCUCCACUACUACUACGAAUACCUCAGGCAUCCCUGUCCCUCUAUCCCCCACUAGUCAAACGAAAAGUCUUUGGAUACCCCCUCUCUUCAGCUUUUCCAGUUGGCGCAGGAGACUUAGACUGCUCCGUACUGAUAGCAAUACCGGAUUGGAUAGUGAUAGCGAUACUGAAUCUAUCACGACCAAAGCGCCUGCUCCUCCACCGACUCCGAUCGGCGGGGUGCACACACCGCAUCCUAGGCUGUUGCGAUUUUUCGACAGUUAUGAUAGAGGAAUGAUAAGAGAUGGAGAAGACGAAGAGGACGAUAGUGAAUACGAUACGGCAGACGAAGGGGAAGAUAGGGAGAUGGACGCGCUUCACAAAACUCAGCAUGGACAACACCUAACAACUUAA